GAUUCACGUAAUCAUUCUUGAAAACAAUGUGCAAGGGCAAACUUUCGCAGUCAAGCCAUCCUGUUAAUGCCCUCAGCUGCUCAGAGGAUCCAAGAAGCUACAGAUAUGUCUACUGAGCUUCCUGGAACAACAGUGGUUACAGAAAUGGACACUUUCACAGUUUCUCAAACAAGCAAUUCCACUUGUGAUUUAUACGAGCACAAAGAUACCGCACGGAUACUACUGUCUGUCUUCUACAGCUCCAUCUUAAUUCUUGGGGUGCUUGGAAAUGCCAUUGCCCUCACUGUCAUUUUUAAAAACAGAAAGAAGAUCAACUCUACAACCCUCUAUUCAACAAACCUCGUCUUCUCUGAUCUCCUGUUCUGUAUUGCCUUGCCCACAAGGAUAGCCUACUAUGCCCUGGGAUUUCACUGGCCAUUUGGAGAAGCAUUAUGUCGAAUAACUGCUCUCUUGUUCUAUGUCAACACCUAUGCAGGUGUAAACUUUAUGACAUGUUUGAGCAUUGACAGAUUUUUUGCUGUUGUCCACCCCUUCCGAUACAAGAUCAGAAGGAUUAAAUAUGCCAAGGGCAUUUGUGUCUUUAUCUGGUUUCUUGUAUUUAGUCAAACUUUCCCAUUACUGAUACAACCCAUGUCACAGGAAGAAAAAGAAAGGACUACAUGUAUGGAAUAUCCAAACUUUGAAAAAAUAGCACAUCUACCAUUUAUACUUCUUGCUGCCUGUUUAGUAGGGUACCUUAUUCCCCUGGGGAUUAUACUAUUUUGUUACUCUCAGAUUAGCUGCAAACUGUUUCAAACAGCCAAGGAAAAUCCAUUGACGGAAAAAUCAGGGAUAAACAAAAAAGCCAUCAAUACAAUCAUAUUUGUAAUUAUAGUGUUCAUCAUCUGCUUUACCCCUUAUCAUGUAGCAAUCAUACAACACAUGAUUAAGAAGCUUCAGAAAGACCCCUCAUGCACUGAAAAUAAAAUUUUCCAGAAGUCACUCCAUUAUACUGUGUUUCUGAUGAAUUUUAACUGCUGCCUAGAUCCUUUCAUCUAUUUCUUUGCAUGCAAAGGCUACAAGAGAACUGUACUGAAAAUUCUGAGACGACAAGUAAGUGUGUCAAUUUCAAGUGCCGUCAGGUCACACCACGAAGAAAGCUCACGUGACAUGGGAGAAACACAAAUGAUGGUACUUGCAAAAUCUUCCAAUGGAAAGCUACCUGAAAAAUAAAGUCUGUACUGCAGUGGAGCAAAACCAGGGUAAACCCCACUGUAAAAACUGUUAGUGCUCCCUGUACAGCAGCUUAAGUAAGAUUCUGUUUCGCAGGAUGUCAGGAAAUCAAGGAGUGACGCUGGACUGAGAAAGAAUUGUCACAGGACAGCAGGGAAACUCAGCAUUAUAAUUUCCUAGCUGUAUCAUUUUGACUGAUCUCAUAUUUUUCCAGGAAUUAUGCACUCCUGUGAAUGUUCGAAUUCCAUACUGCACACAUGUAUGCCUGGAUGUUACUAACUCAAGCAAAGACUCAAUUCACACUUUGGAUGUCUGAGAAUGGUUUAAACACAAAUAGGUUACAAUUCAGACUGACUACAACCAGAUCACCUGAAAAUUGCAAGAGCUCUACCUGAGCUCCACUUACAGCAGUGGUUUUGUUAUCCAAGUCACAUAACCAAAGGAAACCAAACUGAGAUAAAAUGGACAAUUUCUGUGUAUGUUUGACAAUCAAAAAUGCUUAAUUUGGAGGUGACACUGAUCUUCUAGUAUUUGGAGCACUGUCUUACUGAACAAUUCACAUAGAUAACAUUGUCAGAUGUAAUACAUGAAAAAUUAAUGAGCUGUUUGGUUUUCUCCAGCACUGAAUAUUUCCCAUAUGUUAAAUCAUUCAUCUUUGCAAGGUGUAUUAUCUCUUUACUCAUUUUCCUUAAGGAGAACAUUUCUUUUAGAGUGUAUUAUAAAAAGUCUCCACUCUGGUUGUAUAUAAGUUAUUUAUAAACACAAAAGAUAAGUUGAAACAAGAGACUGUACUAUGAAAAAUGUGCUGUUUCAGUUAAAAGAGCAGUGAUACAGGGUUCUUCAGAACUUCUACUCAAGUCAGACAAGGACACAACACAAACACUUUAGAAAGAGAAAUAAAUGUUCAGUUGAAGCCAACGAAAACUAAAUGAAUGUGUUAACUCUGAUGAUGUGAGAUGGGCACCUCUCAAUAAAAGAGAACAGCAGGGACUAGCUGGGAAAGAACAAGCUUUCUCAUCACGCCUUCAUACAGCAUAUCUGGGAUCCCUUUGGGCACACUGAAACUGGACCAAGAAAGACAUCAAAUGACUUAAACAUAUCCUGCUGGAAUAGGAAUACCAGUUGAGUAUCCAGGAUGCAAGCCCUGGGUUCCUGCUGUUGUGCCCUUCCGUCACGUCUCCGUUUCCUUCCCUACUUUAUUGCUGGCCUUCUGCCUUUUCUUUUGAUUCCUAUCUUUAUUUAAUACGCCUUCACCUGCCAACUCAACUUGGUAAUUGUGCCGUGAGGUUGUGAUGGAAAAGGAAAAUUAAACAGUGCCUGUUAAUUACUGGUAAAAGCUCUGCCAGAUAUCAGAAUAAAUGUUAUUUAUUGCAGCUGUAUUUCUCUGGCAUUGAGGCUGUACUGGAAGUCAAAUGAACAUAGUUGCAUUUGUCAUCUUUGUGACUCCUUCCUUCCUCAUGUGUUGACCUACAAACGUGGAAGAGUCACAUCUGAACAGCAGUAAGGAAACAUUCAAUUAACAAUUACUUUCUUAUGGGAAAGAAAAUGCAGAAGACCCUAUAUUUCAUGCCACUUUGUCAAAAUUGAGUUUCUAGUUACAAAAGACACUAUGCAGCUACAGGAAAACAAUUUUUAACAGGAGUUAAUUCUGUAUGCUAUAUCAGUUCUGUUCUUGUCAGCUUUUUUAAUAAACUAUUUUUAAAUAUUAUUUAAGAAUUUGCUCCUAUCAGACUAAGCAAAUAAUAACCUGAUAAAGCCACAGAUAGAUCAUUCAUGAAUACCUA
Molecule: messenger RNA, 2996 nt
Organism: Melopsittacus undulatus (budgerigar)
Lineage: Eukaryota; Metazoa; Chordata; Aves; Psittaciformes; Psittaculidae
Product: G-protein coupled receptor 183
Exons: 2
Coding region: 67-1212 (381 amino acids)
Biological process (GO): B cell activation involved in immune response; G protein-coupled receptor signaling pathway
Cellular component (GO): membrane
Molecular function (GO): G protein-coupled receptor activity; oxysterol binding
Source: RefSeq, a predicted model, not a curated record